GGCCUCUCCGGCGGUCGGUCGGUGGUGGGAGAUGGCGGAGUAUCUGGCCUCCAUCUUCGGCACAGAGAAGGACAAAGUCAACUGUUCAUUUUAUUUCAAAAUUGGAGCUUGCCGUCACGGGGACAGAUGUUCUCGAUUGCACAAUAAACCAACAUUUAGCCAGACCAUCUUGAUUCAAAACAUCUAUCGUAAUCCCCAAAACAGUGCACAGACGGCUGACGGCUCACACUGUGCUGUGAGCGAUGUUGAAAUGCAGGAACAUUAUGAUGAAUUCUUUGAGGAGGUCUUCACGGAAAUGGAAGAAAAAUAUGGUGAAGUUGAGGAGAUGAACGUUUGUGAUAACCUUGGAGAUCAUCUAGUUGGAAAUGUAUAUGUAAAGUUUCGUCGUGAAGAAGAUGCAGAAAAGGCUGUGAUUGAUCUGAACAAUCGCUGGUUUAAUGGUCAGCCAAUUCAUGCUGAACUUUCACCUGUGACUGACUUCAGAGAAGCUUGUUGCCGUCAAUAUGAAAUGGGAGAGUGUACGCGAGGAGGUUUCUGUAACUUUAUGCAUUUGAAGCCCAUUUCCCGAGAAUUGCGACGUGAAUUAUAUGGACGUCGUCGUAAGAAGCAUAGAUCUAGGUCAAGGUCCCGUGAACGUCGUUCUAGAUCCAGAGAUCGUGGUCGUGGAGGUGGUGGAGGAGGAGGCGGCGGUGGCGGCGGCGGCGGCGGCGGAGGAGGAGGAGGACGAGAACGUGAUAGGAGGCGGUCAAGAGAUCGUGAAAGAUCUGGUCGAUUCUGAGCCAUGCCAUUUUUACUAUUGUGUCUGGUAGAAAGUGUUGUAGUCAAUUGACCAAACAAGUUCCUAAUGAGAUUUUUUUUUUAAAAAGAUGGGCUUCUGAAUAAAAAUUUGUAGUGAUACAGUAUUCUUUGUGUAACUUGUUUCUUGUGGGGGAAGUCUUUUUUAACUGUCAUUCCUCUUUCUUGACAAAUAGCAGGAUUAACUAUGCUUGCGGUAAAGGUGGCAAAUGUAUUGGAGGUGUGCAAGUUUUUACAUUCAGGUAUGAAUUAACUGUUAAGGAAAAUGUGCAUGCCUGUGUAUAUAAUAUAAAAUAGUAUAUUAUAUACAUGGAUAAAGUGCUAUAUUGCUUAAGAGACAGUUACAAUUUAAGUUUCCCUUUUCUGCUAUGCUGUCUGCUUAUUUAGGUUAGUUUAGGCACAUUUAAAGGAAGGCUGUGCAAAGUGCAUUUAUUUACUCAGUAGAAAUGCUAAGUUGCAAAAAUAUGUAUGUUAAUAGAAGUCUGUGCACUGUCUAUCACUGUGACUGUGGCAUUUACAAUAAAUCCAAUUCAUUGGUGUAAAA
Molecule: messenger RNA, 1339 nt
Organism: Terrapene triunguis (Three-toed box turtle)
Lineage: Eukaryota; Metazoa; Chordata; Testudines; Emydidae
Product: splicing factor U2AF 35 kDa subunit
Exons: 8
Coding region: 32-778 (248 amino acids)
Biological process (GO): mRNA splicing, via spliceosome
Cellular component (GO): spliceosomal complex; U2AF complex
Molecular function (GO): pre-mRNA 3'-splice site binding; metal ion binding
Source: RefSeq, a predicted model, not a curated record